CCCUCCCUUCCUGUCCCUCUCUCCCCAUCCGCCUCCCUAUCUGCCCUUGCUCUCCCCUCAAUACCCCUCUGCCUAUCCUCCCUCGCUCUCCCCUCCCCACUUCCUCUCUAUUCUACCCCUCCUUAUCCUCCCCGAUAUCCCCACCCCAUCUCUCUUCCCUCCGCUCCCUCCAUCCCCUCUCCUUCUCCCCCUCUGUCCCCUCCCCCUCCGUCUCUCUCCCUCUCUCCCCUCCCCCUCGCCUCCUCUCCCUUUACCCCUCUCCCCUCCCCCCCUCCGUCUCCCUCCCUCCUCCUCCUCUCCCUCCUCCGCCCUCCCUCUCUCUCUCCCUCCGUCCCGACCUCUCCCCGCUCCGUGCGCCAUGAACGUGUUCAGGUUUCUGGGAGACCUCUCGCAUCUGCUCGCCAUUGUGCUGUUGCUGCUCAAGGUCUGGAGGAGCCGUUCGUGUGCAGGAAUCUCGGGGAAAAGCCAAUUCCUCUUUGCCGCUGUCUUCACCACCCGCUACCUCGACCUGUUCACUAACUUCAUCUCCUUCUACAACACUUGCAUGAAGCUUGUCUAUAUCAGCUGCUCCUAUGGAACAGUGUGGUUGAUUUACUCCAAGUUUAAAGCCACUUAUGAUGGAAACCAUGACACGUUUCGGGUGGAAUUUCUGCUGGUCCCUACUGCCAUUUUGGCCUUUCUUGUCAACCAUGACUUCAGUCCUCUUGAGAUCAUGUGGACCUUCUCGAUCUACCUGGAGUCGGUGGCCAUCUUGCCGCAGCUGUUCAUGGUGAGUAAGACGGGCGAGGCGGAGACCAUCACCAGCCACUACCUCUUCGCCUUGGGCCUGUAUCGUGGUCUCUACCUCCUCAACUGGAUAUGGCGCUUCUACUCUGAGGCCUUCUUUGACCUGAUCGUCAUCGUUGCCGGCAUCGUCCAGACCGUCCUCUACUGUGACUUCUUUUACUUGUACAUCACCAAAGUACUCCAAGGGAAGAAGUUGAGUCUGCCGGCAUAGAGGAUCUUGACGACGGGAGACGGGAUCUCUUUGGAGAGAUCUCCAUGGGGUGGGGCAGAGACGGGGGUGGGGGGGUGGGUGUGUAGAGAUAAUUCCUGGGUUUGCUGGUGAAGAUGUAAGUGUCUCUCUCGCUUGUGGGUGGGACUUUGGAAUCUCCCUGUGCCAAGGGACUGAGGGCAUCUUUGUGGGCAUUAAUUGUUCCUGCCCCACCCACAUCUCCCCUUGUCCUCUCCCGCCCUUCACUCCCUAUCCUCUCCUCUGUUCCCUCACCCAAUCCUCCCUCCUCCCCCAAUUUGCCUGUUGUGCCUCCCCCCCUUACCCCGUUGAGGGUGGAGCCGAGUCUCCCCAGGGUCUGAGCGCCACCCUGUCCGUGUCUGUAUUUUUUCCACUGCGUUUCUGGGAUUUCUCUGUCUGGGUUGGGUUGCACUCUGUAUAUAAACCAGUUGGAUUGUAGAAUGAGGUUGUGCAAAUUGAAUAAACUCUCAGCGUUUCA
Mobula hypostoma (lesser devil ray) is the source of this 1490-nucleotide messenger RNA. Its product is annotated as ER lumen protein-retaining receptor 1. The record is from RefSeq and is a predicted model, not a curated record. The coding region runs from base 359 to 997 and encodes 212 amino acids. Gene Ontology annotation, biological process: protein retention in ER lumen; endoplasmic reticulum to Golgi vesicle-mediated transport. Gene Ontology annotation, cellular component: membrane; cis-Golgi network; endoplasmic reticulum. NCBI's taxonomy places the organism in Eukaryota, Metazoa, Chordata, Chondrichthyes, Myliobatiformes, Myliobatidae. Gene Ontology annotation, molecular function: ER lumen protein retrieval receptor activity. The transcript is spliced from 5 exons.